CCUGGAUUGCAAAACAAAAUUACCCCAAUGUGUUCAAUGUUGUUCACCAAUGGGAGACUUUUAUAGGAACGUAAAAUGCAGAGAAAAAGUAAAUUAUGCAGGAAACUGAAUGUGUAUGUGUUUAUGAAUGACAUGAGUGGCUUCGCAGAAAGAGUCGUGACACUACUGAAAUUUUCUUGCCGUUCUCAAAUUCAUGUUAAACAAAUUCAAGCGCAAAUCGUUCUUCACAACCUUCAAUCAAACACCACAAUCGCAUACAACUUCAUCACUGCGUCUCAAUCUCACAAUCUUCUCAUCUCAGUUUUACCUCUCUUCACUCUCCUCAUUCCAAAACCCCAUGUUUUCAUCUUCAACUCACUGAUCAGAGCUUUCUCCCACUCCCACAUCCCCAAUACCCCUCUCUCUUUAUACUCCCGCAUGCACAAAAACUCCAUCUUCCCCAACAAUUUCACAUUCCCUUUCCUCUUCAAGUCUCUUUCCGACACCCGCAGCUUCGUUCAAUCCCAGUGUGUCUACACCCAUGUUGUGAAACUCGGUCAUGUUAACGAUGUUUACGUUAAUAACUCUCUUCUUGAUGUAUACGCUUCGUGUGGUUAUGUUGCACUUUGUCGACAACUGUUUGAUGAAAUGCCUCACAGAGAUGUUGUGUCUUGGACUGUUUUGAUUAUGUGUUAUCGCUUUGGUGGGAUGUAUGAUGAUGCGUUGCUUGUGUUUGAACAGAUGCAGUAUGCGGGUGUGGUUCCGAAUCGGGUCACGAUGGUGAAUGCUUUGGCUGCUUGUGCUAGCUUUGGUGCUAUUGAAAUGGGGAUUUGGAUACAUGAUAUGGUAAGGAGGAAUGGGUGGGAGUUGGAUGUGAUUUUGGGGACGGCGUUGGUUGAUAUGUAUGUGAAGUGUGGAAGAGUGGAAGAUGGGUUGAGAGUUUUUAGUUAUAUGAAGGAAAAGAAUGUGUUUACUUGGAAUGCUGUUAUUAAAGGGCUAGCUUUGGCUAAGAGUGGUGAGGAGGCUGUUUUGUGGUUUAAUAGGAUGGAGGUUUAUGGAGUUAGAGCAGAUGAAGUGACUUUGGUUGUGAUUCUUUCGGCGUGCAGUCAUUCGGGUUUGGUGGAUAAGGGUCGAUUGAUAUUUAGUAUGUUGGUCGAUGGAAAGUAUGGAUUUUGUCCUAAUGUCAAACAUUAUGCUUGUAUGGUUGAUCUCUUGGCACGUGCUGGUCAAUUGAAAGAGGCUUUUGAGAUCAUGAGAUGUAUGCCUUUUGAGCCGACAAAAGCUAUGUGGGGAUCGUUGUUGAUUGGUUCAAAAUCGCAGGGCAACUUUGAGUUCAGCGAGCUUGUAGCUAGGAAACUAGUUGAGAUGGAGCCAGAUAACACUGCCUAUUAUGUUCAACUGUCGAAUCUGUAUGCAGAGGCAGGAAGAUGGAGCGAUGUUGAGAGAGUAAGGGGAAUGAUGAAAGAGAGAGAACUGAACAAGGACUUAGGGUGUAGUUCUGUAGAGGUUGAACACCGAAGGUCUGCCAGUGAAGUCUCAGCACCGUAACUCACUCUCCUAGCAUUUUCAUGAAACUUGUAAGCUGAAAUGGAAUGCUUGUCUCUCCCUCUAAAGUUGGUGUUCAAGGAACACCACCAAGUUAGUUGUUACUUCUGUUAGGGUGCUGCUGUGCUACAAUGUGUAUUUCUUGAUGGAUAUUGGUGGUUAUAUGUCCAGUGAUACUGAAGAAUGGUACGGAUGAUUGUUCGGGUAAUUUUAGUUUCAAAAGCCUCUUGAUGAUUUAGUUUGCCAACAUUUACUUAGAAAGUAGACCAUGUGCAAGUCAGUACUCCUGCAGAGCAUCAGUAUUUUGAGGUUUAGAGUAUUUUGAGGUUUAGAGUGUUUUGAGGCUAAGGUUCGAUUGAUCUUUAAUACGUAGGUUGAUGGAAAGUAUAGAUUUUGUCCUAAUGUCGAACACCUUGCUUUUAUGUUAGAUCUCUUGGCACGUGCUGGUUGGUUGCAAGAGGUUUUUGAGAUCAUUAGAUGUAUGCCUUUGAAUUCGGCGAGUUUGCAGCUAGGAAACUAGUUGAGAUGGAGCCUGAUAACACUGCUUAUGUCCAGCUGUCGAAUUUAUAUGCAGAGGUGGGAAGAUGAAAGAGAGAGUAAGGGGAAUGAUGAAAGAGAGAUUUAACCAAGGACUUGCAAUGUAGUUCUGUGGAGGUUGAAUACCAAAGGCAUGCCACUGGUGAACUCUUUGUGUAGUACUCACUCUCCUAAAGUUGGUGUUCAAGGAACACCAAGUUAGUUGUUACUUCUGUUAGGGGGAUGCUGUGCUACGAUAUGUAUUUAUAGAUGGAUAUUGAUAGUUACAAGGGAUGAUAUUGAAGGAUGCUACAAAUGAUUGCUCAUUCGCUGAGAAAGCCACUCGUAGGCGAGUCAGUGUUCCUGUUGAGUUGGUUAUUUUAGUUUGCAAAAACAACCUGUUGAGCAAUCAUUUGGGAUGUUGUUUUAGUUUACAUAAACACCUUCAAUAUUCAACUCUUGUCGUUGUGGACAAAAUUAAGCUGGCUUCAUAUGCUACAUGAUAUAGAAUUUACAAGUUGAGAUGAUAGUCCAUAUACUGCUCUGUCUUUGAUCAGAUUACAACCAUUGCAGCUUGACUUGUGAAUAUUUGAGCUUGGAUAUUCUACACAUUUUCCUACUCAACCUUAGAUAUCUUUUAAUGGAAUUCAUAUUGCAUACA
This is a messenger RNA of Lathyrus oleraceus (garden pea), 2701 nucleotides long. Its product is annotated as pentatricopeptide repeat-containing protein At5g06540. NCBI's taxonomy places the organism in Eukaryota, Viridiplantae, Streptophyta, Magnoliopsida, Fabales, Fabaceae. Gene Ontology annotation, molecular function: RNA binding; protein binding. The transcript has a single exon. The record is from RefSeq and is a predicted model, not a curated record. Gene Ontology annotation, biological process: RNA modification. Bases 76 to 1527 code for a protein of 483 amino acids.